AUGGCGGCGAAUGCGUGGCAGGAGCUCGCUUCCAUCGGCAAGACUGUUGGUGGAGCGAUCUACAUGUCUACAGCCGCCAGGCUCAUUCAGUUGGAAGAAAAAGACAGCCUAGCAGCACUGACAGCUUGCAAGGCAAACGCCUGGCAAGAGCUGUCGCCUUCUGGUGAUCGUCCCGAGCGCAACUCCAACCAAGGGAUGGCUUGGAGCAAGGCCGACGGGGGCCUCUACAUCAUCUCUGGUACAGCUUGGGGCACCUCCGGCAAGGCGAACAACUGGGAGCAUUUGGCCCCCACCGGCACAGCACCAGAGUGCUGCGGUUUCCAGGGUGGUUGGAGUGAAGCUGCGUAUGGGUUCUACGGCCUCGGGGGCUGGAGUCACUUGGGGGACCUCUUCUUCUACAGUCGACAGGUGGACUAUGUAGGGGAGCAGGGAUACGUUGUUGAUUUCAAGUCUCCAAUUCUUCAGAACAUGCAGCACCACGAGGCCAAUGAGUGGCUGCUGGUCACUGCAGCAGGUGCUGCACCCAGCGCCCGCGUAAAUCAUGGAGCUGUCUGGGCCGAGACGCCUGACGGGCUGUACGUGUUUGGCGGGGAGAACUAUGCCGGAAAGCACAACGACCUUUACCUCUACAGCCGCCAGGUAGACAGGUGGUAUCAGCUGUCCCCUUCUGGCGAAGGUCCUGACAAGGGCAACUGGAUGAAUGACCUCCAUGUCCUGACUCCCAAGGCCUGGUGGUGUACAGAGGUGAGCAAACCUGGAACUGUAGGUUCCACUACACAGGGGGUGGGAUCCACAGAUGCAGGCAUGUGCAUUCGCCCAGAGGGCGCCCUCCGGACUGUACCAAACCUUCCCAAUGAGGGAGCUUCGGGAGAUGCCAGCCAGGGUGUGUACACCUGGGGAAGCAGAGGCUCCGAUUUUGCACCGGAGGGCGGCUCCUACCAGGUCUGCUGGUGUGCCAACAUCAAUGGAAUUCUUUGCGACAGCUUGCAGCUGUUCCAGAUGGCCGUUGGCCGACUACAGGUCCGUGGGCCUUCGAGUGCGCAUUCCUUUUGGUGUGUGCGCGGCAGAGAUUGCACAGAUCUCCAGCCACUGUUUGGUGUGGGCUUGUCCUCCAGUGACCAGGUGGUGCUGCGGAGCACCGGUUGCGGAUCGGUAGCGUUCCAGCAGAUUUCCCCCAGCAAUUUGAAUGGCAUUGCCAGCCUGGGCGCGUCUCCGGGCACGUCCGGCCUCGUUUUGUCUUUCGGGGAGUCGAACCUGCAGCAGGGAGUCGAUCUCCGAAUAUCCGCUAAUGCUAACGAAGCUGGACAUGACCUUUGCUGGUGUGGACGCGACAGCUGCAACGCAGAAGACUUUUCAGUUCCUUUCGGCAAGCUGCGUGUACAGGGACCUCUAGCGAACCAAGAGAUCAGCUGCUCCGUUGGGCAGCGCUGCUCGCUUGGCGCUGUUCAGUCUGUUCGCGCAAGCUUGGAGGACAGGAUCAUGAUUUUGUCCGCUUGUGGCACGGGUCAGGCAGUGCCGGGCUUUCCCGGUGGAGGCAUUGCCAAGGCCGUCGCUACUUGGCUGCGUGAUAAUGGUGGCUUCGAGCUCUUGGGCGACGGGGAAGUUCUGCAGCCUCGAGUGGGGAUAUACCGCCUUUGCUUUUGCAGGGAAAGCUCGGAAAUCGGAGCAUGCAGUGAAGCUUCAGCCUUUGCCGCGCCUGUAGGCCUUCUGACAGUGACUGGUCCCUUCUCACAGAUGAACACCUGUGUGCUGGGCAGCACUUGCAUUCUGCAACUGUUAGGGACCGGCUUGGCUGUCAAUGACAAGCUGGCAUUGACAAGGCAAUCAGGGUGCGACGCAUUGAUGGGUGACUUCGUCAGCUUGCAGGGCUAUAGCACUCCCAAAGAGCCCAUCCUGCUGAGACGGGAGGGGGAUCUUUGGCAUGCUGAUGUCGGCCAGAUACCUUCCAAUGCUGUCCCAGGGACCUAUAAGAUUUGCUGGUGCCCUGCAGAAGCAUCCUGCGAAGCACUGAUUUCCUUCCGAGCCGAGGCUGGACACUUGCAGCUGGAAUGUCCGAGAGGAUUUUUCUUGAUGGCUGGCAGGUGUGUGGUCUGCGGCAGGGGGUUUUACUGCGCUGGGGGCGAGCUUGGGACGAGAGUUCACUGCCCGGAUCGUCAGACUACGAUCAGUCGGUAUUCUUCCGAACGUUCAGAGUGCGUGUGUUCCCAUGGAUUCUUCGAUUCCUCUGGGAGCUGCGCUCCCUGCAGCAAAGGCACGUACAAGUCAGAAGCCGGGAACUUCAAUUGCUCAGCAUGUCCAAGCGGCACGGACACCCAUCUUGAGGGCUCCGUUUCAAACAGUUCCUGCUCUCAAGACAGCGCAUUCUCGGACUUGCAGUUCGAGAAUCAGUCAGAAAUCCCGACUGUUACCUUUAGUCUAGUCCUCUCUUCGUCAAACAGCCUGGAUCACCUGACGAUGUCUACACUACGCCGGAGCAUAUCAGAGUCCACAAACAUUGACCCCGACCAUGUGGUGUUGCUUGCACAGCCGCAGGCUCGGCGCCUGUCAGAACGUGUCAACCAGACCGUUGGCGUUGUUCUUAAGCAUCUUUCUUGGGCACUAGCAACUUCAUCAGCACAAGAACUGGACCCGGAUAUGAUGGAAGUAGUCCUUGAUGAUGCCCGUGCUCGGCUAAGCAAUCUUGGUGUACAUGUCAAUUCAACGGAAGCUGGUCCCGAAGUGUCGCCCUUCACUGUUUUCGUUACGAUCCAACAGUGCAAGCGUGCUUUCCUUGCCCGAAGGGCCGGGCUUUUCGAGCAAGCUGGCUACCAGCGUGAAGAAUCGGGUUGCGUGCCUUGCCCACGGUCUUUUUACAAAGAAAGCCAAAGCAACGCUCUUUGCUCUCAGAGAUGCCCCGUGAAUGCUGACAGCCAUCCCGCUUCGACCUCUCAAUCAGACUGCUUCUGCAAGCCCGGUCACCAUGCAUUGUUGACCGGUGAUCAGACCCUGCAGCAGUGCAUGUCAUGCGCAGCCUACAGCGGGUUGACCUGCCCCGGCGAGUGGGAGGAUGGGAAGCAUGCCCAGCCACGAGCCAUCCCAGGAUAUUUCAUCACUGGCCAGACCUCGGCUGUCAGGUGCAUGGUCUUCCUGUCGCAGAAUGAGAGCGUUUGCCGGGGAGGUUCGGACCGGUGCCGGAAGGAGCCAGAGUCUCCGCAAUGUCAGCAUUCCAACGAAUGCGAGGAAGGCUACACAGGCUGGCUUUGUGGCCAGUGUGCAGAAGGCAAAGCCAGAUGGGCGUAUCUCCGGCCCUGCCAAGAUUGCAUGAGUCAGAGCUCGACGUGGCUCGCACUUGCCAUUGCGGCGGACACAGGCAGGAUUGCUCUCUUGAACUUUGCAAUGGCAGCCUUUUCCGCAAGAUCGGCUGGGAAGGUGAGCUUUAAUCUUCAUUCUCCCAUGAUCCGAAUGCUUCUGCGAUUCAAGGAUGCGUGCUCCGUGCUUACGGACUUUGAUCUCGACCGCUUACACCCCUUCAGCUGGUCGGUGAGAGCGGCGGAUGCAGAUGCAGACCAAGCUUGCUCCGGUGCAUCCUGUGGCCUGGCUUCUCAGACAGUACCAGAAGCUGAGACUUGCUGUGAGUCGCCGCCGCGACAUGUUUGCGGAUGUCUGCGCACGUCCACCCUGAACGAUGUUUACAUCCCCAGCACCUACCAACUUGAGAUCCUUAAGCGAAAAGGCCCUCCAACUCUCACGGCCUCCCCCCUUAGACAACAUCCACAAAGCAAGGCUGCAGUAGGCCGUCUCCUGACCUUCCAGUGGCCCAGAGAAGUCACUCAAGCUUUGGAGAUGCUCCUCUCCCUGAUCUCCAUCAUGCCCAAGGUGAAUGUGGAGUUCGCCGCCGCAUGUGAAGCACAGUCAUGGUACGAAGGCAACAAAGGAAUGCAGAGGCUGGUGCCAAGCUUAUACUACCUCGUUUUGCCGAUUCUGACGUUGGUGGGCACAAUCUUGGUGUGCGCUGUUGCUGUGUAUGUCGUCGUGCCGGUUGGCAACAGACUCGGGGUUGAAUUCAAUGAUUGCGCUCGGGAGCGGGCGAAGCGGAAGAACUUGGCUCAAUGUGCAGUGUCGAACGUGGAGGAAGCUAAUGCAGAUUCUGGCUCGGAUUUGGCAAGCUGCGUUUCGGAGAUAUCUGGCGGAUUCAUUGCUGGGGCGGACUGGGAGGCUCCAUGGGAGGUGUUGACGGAGGGCAUCGCUCUGCCCACGUUGAAAAGUGCCGCAGAUGGCGAGGUGGCCUUACCUGCUCUUCGGCGUAUGGUCCUUGGUGCCGCUGCCUGGAAAUUGCGAGGCAGUUUCAACGCAAUGGCCGACCGUGAAAGCAUGCCACUGGAAGAGAUGGCAACCGCCGUGGCUCUGAGGGCAGCAGACUGCAUGCAGCUUAAGGGCAUGCUCGAGAAUGGUGGAGGCAUCUGCGACGAUUUCUUACAUCAAGCAUGCGAGCAGUUCAGACGGAAGGCUGCUUCUGAUGCAUCGAAGUUGAACUUUGGUCUUUUCAGUCCUUAUGCUUCCUUAAAGGAGCUCCUGAAACAGAGUGCGCCUGCAAUCUGGCUGACCCAGCUUUCGCUUUGGCCGGAGCUCUUGUCCAAGUUCCUACAAAUGAUCCGUUGCUCACCCAUGUUGGAGGAGAGAGAUGGGCAGCAGGACUAUGUGGCGCGCCUGCUUCCAUUUCCUGAUGUGGAAUGCUGGUCUCAGGAUCACACCCCCUUCAUUGCAGUUGCUGCUAUGGGGCUGCUCCUUUGGUGUUUGGGGCUUCCCUUGCUCCUGUUCCUCAAGAUAUGGAUGCUCCCGGACAGACAUGACCCUGCAAAUUUCAGACUGUAUGGAUUCUGCAUUCAAGGAUUGUCUCCGCGGUAUUGGUACUGGGAUCUAAUUGUCAAGCGGGCUGAUAUCGGCUUGAUGGUUUUGACUGCUUACACUUCGUUUGCCGAUGACGACAACGCGAAACUGCUCUUGUUUCCUGUGCUUUCUGGCAUGCAGCUUGGUUUGUCCACUUGGGUCCGACCUUAUGCAAACAGCCAGUCUCAGAGCCUGGAUGUGCUUGAAUCCGUCCUCUUAGCAAGUCGCUUCAUUCUAUUCAGUGCAAUCGCGGUGCUUCUCAUCUUUUUCCCAUCAGCGCAGCUGGUAUGGAUUUGGGCAGUCCUGCUGCUGACAAUGACCCUGAGCAGACAUCGGGUAAGUCUUGAUGUUUUGUUACGAAAAAGAAUCUACUUACACUAUACCAAUGAGAGCACAUCUGAAAGGUUUGUUAGUUAA
Symbiodinium necroappetens is the source of this 5283-nucleotide messenger RNA. The record is from the annotation of a GenBank genome assembly. Lineage: Eukaryota; Dinophyceae; Suessiales; Symbiodiniaceae.